This is a messenger RNA of Cajanus cajan (pigeon pea), 922 nucleotides long. RefSeq lists its product as uncharacterized. The record is from RefSeq and is a predicted model, not a curated record. Lineage: Eukaryota; Viridiplantae; Streptophyta; Magnoliopsida; Fabales; Fabaceae.
CAUAAUUAACGAAACUUCAAAACUCCCAAAGGUAGCAACUAGUUUUGGCGAAUCCCAACGAUUAUUUUCUGCUUCAGCCAUGGCCUUUAACGUUAGCUUGAGAUGUUUGGCAAUAGUUUCUCUUGCAUUUUUGGCCACCGUGCAAGGAACUCUUGGGGAGAUAGAAUGCGAGUAUUUGAGCCCCGACACGUGCGCAUAUGCGGUGUCAUACGAAGGAAAACGGUGCGUGCUUGAGAAGCGUGUGAAGAGGACAGGGGAAGAAGCAUACACGUGCAAGACUUCAGAGAUUGAAGCUGAAAAACAAAAGAACCAUAUUGAGAGUGAUGAAUGUAUUAAGGCUUGUGGUUUGGACAGAAAAUCCUUUGGAAUCUCAUCAGAUUCUCUUUUGGAAACUCGUUUCACACAAAAUCUGUGUUCCCCUCAAUGCUACCAAAGCUGCCCCAACAUUGUUGAUCUUUACUUCAACCUUGCAGCUGGUGAAGGUGCGUUUCUUCCAAAACUAUGUGAAGCACAAGGUGCAAAUGUUCGUAGACAAAUGAGUGAGAUGAAAAGUUCUGGUAUUGUGGCACCAGGACCUGUGCAAUCUCUUCACUUCACAGCAAUUCCUCCACAAUCUUUUGAUGCUGUUGAGUUUGCAUCUGAACCUGCACUCACCCCAGGACUCCCCUAAUUCUAAGAAAUAUAAUGCAUGCAACAAAUAAUUAAAAUAGUAAAUUUGGUACUUAUUGUGUGUUUAGUUUGUAAUACCAAUAUGGUUGGUUACAUAGAGGCUUUGGAAUGUGUCAUGAUUAGUACAUUCUGUUGUACAAAAUUUCAAUGCUGCAAGUGGUCUUCCAGACUCUUGCCAUUGAAAAUCAGUGUAGCUUUCACUGUUUUUGGUUCAUUUAAUUAAAUUUGCUCAUUAUAUAAUUUCUGGAAGUGG